AUGGAGACAGCCCAGCGCAGUACUGGCCAUCUGCAAGAUCAGGUGUUCUGUACGUUGGAGGAAGAAAGCAGUCUUUACUUCACCUACAGUGGCAAACCCAACCUUAUCCAAGUGCGGGACCUCAGUUAUGAGGUGAAUAUCGCAGCACAGAUUCCCUGGUAUGAAAAACUGGCAGAAUUACAAAUGCCAUGGGACUGGAACUCAAGUUCACAUGGACAAAUAAUAGCAUUGAAAAAUCUAAACCUUAUGGUCAGAAGUGGGCAGAUGUUGGCUAUUAUAGGGAGUUCUGGAUGUGGGAAGACAUCUUUACUUGACAUCAUCACUUGCAGAGAUGCAGGAGGGAAAAUCAAAUCUGGUAAAAUAUUGAUCAAUGGAACACCAGUCAACAGGCAACUGGUUAAAAAGUGCAUUGCCCAUGUACGACAGGAUGACCGAUUAUUACCCAACCUCACUGUAAGAGAAACAUUUACAUUCGUUGCAAAGUUACGUCUUCCAAGAGACUUUUCUGAAGAACAGAGAAACAAAAGGGUAGAGGAUGUUAUAGCGGAACUCCGACUGAGACAAUGUGCAAACACUAAAGUCGGGAAUAACUUCACACGAGGGGUCUCUGGAGGGGAGCGUCGUCGAGUGAGCAUUGGAGUUCAGCUUCUGUGGAAUCCUGGUAUUUUAAUACUGGAUGAACCAACUUCUGGAUUGGACAGUUUUACGGCACACAAUUUGGUCAUGACUCUUUCAAGACUUGCCAGGGGCAACCGAUUGAUUGCCAUGUCAAUCCACCAGCCGCGGUCAGACAUAUUCCAUUUAUUUGAUCUGGUCGUUCUCCUCUCUUCAGGAUUAACAACAUAUUGUGGAACAGCUAGGGAUAUGAUUCCCUACUUUACCUCCAUCGGAUACCCCUGUCCAAAGUAUUGCAAUCCUUGUGAUUUCUAUGUUGACCUUACCAGCAUCGAUAGGCAUUCCGAAGAACAGGAGCAACUUACUCAGGAUAAAGCUGACAGACUUGCUUCCAUAUUUUGGGAAAAAGUCAGAGACGCAGAUGAUUACACAUGGAAAUCUAAUACCUGUCAGGCCUCUCCAAAUAAGAGCAACACUCUAAGCGCCUCCCUGACUUCUGACAAGAUUAUUAACAUUAACUCAGAAACUAUGGACAAAUUGGCUGGGCACUUCAGGCAGUUUUCUGUCUUAUUGAGUCGACAGGUUUCUAAUGACUUCAGAGAUUUGCCAACUUUAGCUGUCCAUGGAUUUGAGGCACUGUUGAUGUCUUUACUGAUUGGGUUUUUAUACUACAGUGAAGGUCACAAACAAAUAUCUUUUCAGGACACAGUGGCAUUGUUGUACCUGAUAGGUGCGCUCACACCGUUUGCAGUUGUUUUAGAUGUUAUUGCUAAAUGUCAUUCAGAAAGGGCAAUGCUUUACCAUGAGUUGGAGGAUGGGCUGUAUUCCGUCACUUCCUAUUUUUUUGCAAAGGUUUUGGGGGAACUCCCAGAACAUUCUGCUUUUGUAAUAAUUUAUGGCGUGCCUAUCUACUGGAUAGCAGCUCUCAGGCCCGAGGCCAGUCCUUUCAUCCUGAAUUUUCUGCUGGUGUGGCUGUUGGUUUAUUGCAGCAGAGUAAUGGCUCUGUGGGUCUCAGCACUGCUACCCACGCUGCAGUUAUCUUCUUUAAUAGGAAACUCCCUUUUCACAGUUUUCUACUUGACAGGAGGUUUUGUCAUUAGUCUAAAAAAUAUGUGGACAGUCGCUUCUUGGUUUUCCAAUAUAUCCUUCCUUCGAUGGGGCUUUGAAGGUCUAAUCCAGGUUCAAUUCACAGGACCUCUUUACUCUAUUAUGAUAGGAAAUCUUACCGUUCCAAUCAAAGGGAUAGAUAUCAUUGAAUCUAUGGAUAUGGGUGCAGAACCACUCUACAUGUGCUACAUCAUCCUAAUAGCCAUAUGUAUUGGAUUCCUGAUACUCUAUUAUGUUUCAUUAAGGUUUAUCAAACAGAAAUCAACUCAAGAUUGGUAAAAUGCAACCAGCACAUUUCUUUCAGACUAAAUCUCCAGCCAGAGUUCUGCAAAGAGAUGAGGUUGAAGUAAAUUGGACACCAAUCAAUGCUGUAUUGACCAUUGAUAUUGUUUGAAAUUCUGCAAUAACUCUUUGAUGAUCACCAGGAAUACUACUGUCCUUAUUUUGAAUUUUUCUGAACUGCAUUGAAAUCAAGUAACCCUUUCAGUACAUUGAUAUGGACACAGAUGCGGUAACUGACACUGUUGGAAAACAUUCCCCAUUUACUUGGAGACAUGAGGACUGGAUGAAGUAGAUGCUCAACUGUUGCAGCAAAAGGCAGUCUAGGCUGUCCCAACUCUUGUUGUUGCAUCCCACUGUCCUAUCUCUGGAGGAAGAAUAUCUGAACUGUUUUCCAGUUUUUUACUUGGCAUGAAAUCUGGAGCUGUUUGUUUGCUCAGGUCACUAUUAAAAAAACAGCAAAGCCUUAAUGACAUAAUGAACCUCAUUCAACAGCCCUCUUGUUUUACUGAUGAACAGCAGUUACUUUUCACUUGCCUUAAAGCUGAACCAAAAUCUCCUAAGUGCGAUCUGGGUGACUCCAAACUGGGGAUUUACAGAGUGCUAUAAAAUCACUCUUUAAUGGAUGCUUAAAAGGAGAACUUCCAUGUUUGCAAUAAGUAGAAACUUUGGGGGGGUAGAAAGGACCGAGAUGGCAUUGGAUUGUUAUGUGUCCAUCAAUCAGUGAUACUUUAAUGUGUACAAUGUUUGUUAUAUAUUAUCAAAUUUUAAUGUAACUAUUUAGCUUCAUGGUAUAAACAUAUUUUCCACAUUAACCAAAGGCAUUUCAAGCAGAGCUCCUGUUAUUCAAAUCAAUAAUUUAUUGUCACAUGUACCUAGGUACAGAGAAAUUCUUUGUUUUCUUACAAUACAUAAUUACUACCACAGCUUUACACAUUUCUAGAAUGCAACAUGUUUAACAACAAUUUCAAUGGUAAAUGGAGUAUGAUGAUACCAUAUAUCUAUGAUAUUUAUUACAUUCAGUGGGCAAUGUGAAUUUAAUCAAUGGACACACAUUUGUAUUAUAUAAAACUGUUCUGAUUACUGUGGAUGCAUGGCUGAAACUGAUGUGGGAAAUAGAGAGCACAGCUGGGCUUUGUCCAUGGUACAAUUCAUCAGGAGCUCUUAAAUUAUUCAAGCUGAACCCAUGAUAAGUGCCAUACCAAAGACUCCUUACAUAGUUUAUUUCAUGACGUAGCUUAACCAUCAGUGAUUCCAUUUCUUUUCACUGUCAUAGAAAUACAUCUCUUGAUAAUGGCUUCAGUGACCAAGAAAAGAGCUUUAUAAAUUACAUCCAGCAAAUCUAAACCUAAAUUGUGGGUCAUGCCACAUUGCCACUUCUACCAAGAUUGCCUGCAGUAACUCCAUCAUCACUUUUCAUUCAUCUCUCAUCAUUUUUCCUAUUCCUUGUAAACUGAAAACUUGCAGAUAUCAAAACUGUUGACUCACAGAACAAAAUUGAAAAUAAGUAAAAUAACAUUUGUGUUUUUUGAGAAAGAUUACUUUUUACGCAAUCAUUUAACGAUCAUAUGUUUCAGAAUACAUAUGAAUUGGAGAUUUUCUAACAAUAUGUUAGAGAUUGACAGAUAAAAAUGGGAGAUAUUAAAUUAUUUAAGAUAAUAAAUAUCCAAACAAGGAUAACAUUUCUCAAUUUUCUUCCCUUCUUUCUCUGAGCAGUUCAUAGUUCUCCAGGAGCAAAGGGCUGUGACAUGACAGAGGUUAGUUCUUCUCCAUGAACAGAGAGUAUGAGAGCAAAUUGCUCUUCUGUAGGAGCAGUGAGAUGCUGUGCAUGUGUGCAGCACAUUCCUGCAGAAACGCGUAGAGGUAAAUGCUUUUAGCUGCAUUGAGUCACACAACACGGAAACAGGCCCAUGAGCUUACAAAGUCCACAUGGACUAUCAAAGCACCUUUUAUACUGAACCUAUACUAAUGUUAUGUUAUUCUUCCUCUCCUUCCAUCACCUACCCCCUAAUUCUACAAUUUACCUACAUUCUAGGAUUAUUUACAGUGCCAAUUAAUUUACCAAUCUGCAAAUCUUUGGGUUGUGGGAGGAAACUUGGGCAAUCCUUUUUGAAAAUGGCUUUGGCCCGGAUAUGAUCACAGGGGGAAUCUGCAAAAGGAGACUUACUUGUCAAAUAUCCUGAAUACCAUACUUAGCAUGUAAGUCUUGUCAGUAAGUAUUGCUGACAGCGUCACAAACAAGAAUGAUUACUUCCUUAUUCAUGUUGCAUUUUCUAUUAACUUUGACCAUUGUUGGAGUCACACUCACUCAUGCGUAAGAACUGAGUAUUCAGAGAUGCUCACACAGGGAUAGGUAACUUUCACUUUGAAAAUGCAAACAGCCAUGAUCACAAUGAAUGGCGGUGCUGGCUCAAAGUGCUGAAUGGCCUCCUCCUGCACCUAUUUUCUAUAUGUUUUCUAAAAUAGGUAAGUUACAUACCAAAGGCAUUUUAGGUACCUCUCUAUAGUUCUGCAUUCUUUAAAAAUUAUAGGUGAUUUCUCUUCCAUUAUGAAAACCCUUCCAAUAUCAAAUUUGCUUGCAGAAAGUUCCAUAUCGGAUAACAUGAUUUUAUUAUUUUGAUUAUUAGACUUUUUGCCAUGAUGGAAUGGUUUAGCUAGCGUUGAAUACACAAAUCCUUUAACGGUAGUAUUAAAAAUCUGUUGCAUGUCAUAUUGGGUACUGCGAAAUAAAAGUCCAGAAAAGCUCAUCACUGUUCAUUAUGCCAUAUUAUGUUUUAACUUACUGCAAGAAGUUUGGUUCAUUCAAGAAAUGUAUAGAACAAAAAUGUAAAAUAGUUGAUGCUGAGUUUAUUAAUAUAAUCUGUUCCAUCACAGCACCCCAAUGUCAGUCAUUCCCAAGUCAGUGUUCCCUCUACUCUCCCCAAUAAUCUUCACUUCUUCAAUAUAUGUGGAGCAGGGGUGUGACUCUGACAUCUUGUGCUUACCAGACCGAUCACCUGUAAUGUCCCUGAUUUAAAUCAUAAAUUAACUCCAGCUUCAUGCAGUGAACUGAUUUUUCUGCUGAAACUCACAGCAUGCCAGGUCUUUCCCACGAGUCUUGCAGGUGGAAAAAAAAAGCAGAACUGCCAUCUACUAAAUCAUCAGCAGAUGGCAGGAAAGUAUUGUCUAAAAAUCUCUGCAUUCAGAUUUGCAGAAACACAUUGAAAAACACAGAUUGCAUUGGAUAUGUCACCAUAUAACAUUUUAAACUGAGAAGGCAUCAAAAAUUAAAGUAAUUUUAUUUUUUCCUAGUCAGCAGUCUAUUGCUUUGUCCAUUAAAACUAAAGAACAAAUUUAAUUUAGAAAACUAUACUACACAUUUGUACUCGGUACUCAGAAGCCCUUCUAGAUGUGUCAGGAUCAAAAUUCAGAAAUUUGGCCAGUGAAUGAUGCUCCAAUAGUGCCUGCCAGAAUACAUGGUGGGUAACAGCUCUUUAUAAUGGCUUCCUCUGGGCAUCAUAUUAACUUCCAGUUGGUGCUGCCAAAACAUGCUGUAGAGCUUUACAAUGUAAUUUGCUGUCCAUAGCACAUGUACAAUAAUAUGUAAGGGAAACUUUACAUUUCCAAAGCAAGCUUUUAAAUAUAUAU
This is a messenger RNA of Leucoraja erinaceus (little skate), 5628 nucleotides long. RefSeq names its product ATP-binding cassette, sub-family G (WHITE), member 8 (gene abcg8). Gene Ontology annotation, biological process: cholesterol homeostasis. The transcript has 13 exons. Gene Ontology annotation, cellular component: plasma membrane. The record is from RefSeq and is a predicted model, not a curated record. Gene Ontology annotation, molecular function: ATP binding; ABC-type transporter activity; ATP hydrolysis activity. NCBI's taxonomy places the organism in Eukaryota, Metazoa, Chordata, Chondrichthyes, Rajiformes, Rajidae. The coding region runs from base 1 to 2001 and encodes 666 amino acids.